AUGGACGCCUUGACGUUUGGUUCGCACAGGCUAGUUCAUUUAGAUCUCAAGGGUGGUCCGCCGCGAGUCUGUUAUUUCGAAAAGUUGUUUCCACUCUUGAGGACAUGGGGUGCCACUGGGCUCCUCCUAGAGUGGGAAGAUACAUUCCCAUACAACCGAGAACUCUCUCACAUAGGAAGCAAUGGAUUGAACAAUUUAACUAUUGGAUAUACGGUUCAAGAGGUUAAGCACAUUUUACAAAUUGCAGGAGACUGUGGUUUAACGGUUGUCCCUUUAGUACAAACGUUUGGUCACAUGGAGUUUGUUUUGAAACACGACGAAUGGAGAUCAUUAAGAGAAGUGGAAAAUUUUCCAAGCUCAAUUUGUCCAUCUAACCCGAGAACAUUGCCUUUGGUGAAAUCUUUAAUUCGGCAAAUAGUUAGUUUUCAUCCGGACAUACAAUAUUUGCACAUAGGUGCCGAUGAAGUCUGGCAUUUAGGUCUUUGCUCAAUUUGUACAAAACGUGCUGCAUCCAGCAAAUAUGGAAAACCAUCUUUGUAUCUGGAACAUGUUUUGGCAAUUGCACAAUACGUUCAAGAAACAUAUCCCUACUUAAAGAUUAUUAUAUGGGAUGAUAUGCUAAGAUCAAUAGAUUUGCAAGUUUUGAAUGAUCAUUAUAUUGGAAAAUAUGUAGAACCUAUGAUUUGGCAUUAUAAUCCUAGAGAUAAUUUUGCACUACCUCAUGGAUUAUGGGACAAAUACACUGCAGUUUUUCCUCAUAUCUGGGCAGCCACUGCAUUUAAAGGUGCUACUGGAUCUUGUCAGCAUGUACCGGUUGUAAGACAUCAUAUAAGUAAUCAUGAAAAGUGGUUAGAAGAAUUAGGUAUACACGCGAGUAAAGUUCAUGAAUUUCGGGGAACGGCUUUCACUGGGUGGUCAAGGUAUGACCAUUAUGCAACAUUAUGCGAAUUGUUACCAACAGCGAUUCCGUCGUUAGCUUUAUGCUUGAAAGUUUGGCUUCACGGUUAUUCCGAACAAAUUCAUAAUCAAGUGGCUAAAAGUUUAGGGUACAUCGACCAUCCGUUGCAUAUAACACCACAACCAAGACCUGCACCAAUACCUAGUAAUUUACUUUUUCCUGGAUGGCAGGUUGCAGUGGGCAUAGAAUGGUUUUUAAAUUUUCGAGUUAAAUAUCAUAACAUUACCACUAGCGAACAAAUAUCUACAUGGAUGAAUCCUUGGCAAGUCGCAAACAAUUACACGAAUCCUAUGCAGUUAGAGAAUUUAGUACCCGCUUUUACGGAAUUACUGUUGGAAUUAUCUUCUUUAGAAGGAUAUUUAAGAUUUCAAAUGGAGAGUAUUUUCUUUUCGUCAACGAUCGAUGAAUGGAUAGGUACAAAUAUUCAGCCCAUGAAAGGAAAACUCGUGGAAUUAAAACAAACCACAGAAAAUCAAAUUAAAUUAAACAGUCGGGUUUAA
Messenger RNA from Megachile rotundata (alfalfa leafcutting bee), 1458 nucleotides. RefSeq names its product hexosaminidase D. Gene Ontology annotation, molecular function: hexosaminidase activity. Gene Ontology annotation, biological process: carbohydrate metabolic process. The record is from RefSeq and is a predicted model, not a curated record. Lineage: Eukaryota; Metazoa; Arthropoda; Insecta; Hymenoptera; Megachilidae.